Messenger RNA from Arabidopsis arenosa, 833 nucleotides. Lineage: Eukaryota; Viridiplantae; Streptophyta; Magnoliopsida; Brassicales; Brassicaceae. The record is from the annotation of a GenBank genome assembly.
AUACGUCAUUUCAGCUUCUCCUUCUUCCCCAUUUAAGAUCCUCCCUCUCCACUUGAAUCAUCGCCGUAAAAAAAUAAAACUUUAUCUCUCUCUCUCUCUCUCUCUCUCUCUCUCUAUCAGUGAAAAGCUAUGAACAAUCUCAUCUCCCGUAUGAUCCUUCUCUUCAUCACUCUCCUCCUCUCUUUCCCUCUCUCCUCGCCGUAUUAUCCAACGGUCCAUGAGGUUCUCCGAUCAAAAGGUCUCCCGGCGGGACUUUUACCGCAAGAAGUUGAUUCUUAUAUUCUUCACAACGACGGUCGUCUCGAGGUUUUCCUCGCGGCGCCGUGUUACGCUAAAUUCGAGACGAACGUGCACUUUGAAGCCGUCGUGAGAGCGAAUCUUAGCUAUGGGAGCCUCAUCGGAGUAGAAGGGCUAUCGCAAAAAGAGCUCUUCUUGUGGCUUCAGGUGAAAGAUAUCGUCGUCGAGAAUCCAAAUUCCGGCGUCAUUGUGUUUGAUAUCGGCGUUGCUUUUAAACAGCUUUCGCUUUCUCUCUUUGAAGACCCACCCAAGUGUAACCCUGACGGUGUUUUGAAGAAAAAAAUGAGAAGAGAUAGAGGAUUUGAAGCUCAAAUAUGAGAAGUAGAGAGAAAGACCUAGAGCAGCCCCAUUGUCCAUUUGAAAAUUUCCAAAAUUGUGAACUAAUCUAAAAGAUUAGUAUGCUAAUUAUAUGAGUAGAAUAGAAUUUUGUUUGAGAGUUCUUGUAAAAAUGAGACUCCCCAUGUUCUAUUCUAUGUUUUGUGUUUUAGUUUAAAAAUCUGUAUCUCAUUGUCUUUGACUAAAUUGAUGAUGUUUAU